Peromyscus eremicus (cactus mouse) is the source of this 1932-nucleotide messenger RNA. RefSeq names its product LY6/PLAUR domain containing 1 (gene Lypd1). The coding region runs from base 221 to 646 and encodes 141 amino acids. The record is from RefSeq and is a predicted model, not a curated record. NCBI's taxonomy places the organism in Eukaryota, Metazoa, Chordata, Mammalia, Rodentia, Cricetidae. The transcript has 3 exons. Gene Ontology annotation, molecular function: acetylcholine receptor inhibitor activity. Gene Ontology annotation, biological process: acetylcholine receptor signaling pathway.
GAGCCCGGGACCAGCCUCUGGGAGCCCCGGGCGCGGGCGAUGCGGGCGCCGCGGGCGACACCUGCGGCUCCUCUCGGUGGCAGCCGUCGCCUGGGCGGCAGCAGCGCAAACCUCGGCAGCUACAGUCGCUGCGGCCCGGACAGCCUCUGCUGCUGUCGCCUCCGCUGCGGUCUCGGUCUCUGAUGCUCCUGCCCGCUCCCGGCCCUGCCGAUCCGGGAGGAUGUGGGUUCUCGGCAUCGCAGCAACUUUUUGCGGAUUGUUCUGGCUUCCAGGGUUGGCGCUGCAAAUUCAGUGCUACCAGUGUGAAGAAUUCCAGCUGAACAACGACUGCUCGUCCCCUGAGUUCAUCGUAAAUUGCACCGUGAACGUUCAAGACAUGUGUCAGAAAGAAGUGAUGGAGCAAAGUGCGGGGAUCAUGUACCGGAAGUCGUGUGCAUCGUCAGCAGCCUGUCUCAUCGCCUCGGCUGGGUACCAGUCCUUCUGCUCCCCUGGGAAACUGAACUCCGUGUGUAUCAGCUGCUGCAACACUCCUCUCUGCAACGGGCCGAGGCCCAAGAAAAGAGGCAGCGCUGCCUGGGCCGUCAGGCCAGGGCUCCUCACCACCGCCCUGCUCUUCAACUUAGCCCUCUGCCUGGCACACUGCUGAAGCUAAAGGAGACGCCAACCCCCGCUGCAUCAUCUCUCUGGCCCGCACUCUCGCCUCCCUGAGCCUCUUCUGGGUGUCCUUUUAUUCUGGGUAGACAAAGGGGUCCUUUUGUUCCCUUUCAAGUAACGCAAGAUUGCCAUGCACAAACACUUUGUAAGCUCUGAAGCAAUUCAGUCUGAAUUUCCGUGUGUAGUUGAAGAAAAAGCAUAGCAAGGAAAGCCCAGAUCUUCCUGUCCCAAUCCGUGCAGCCACCGCCAAGGCCAGCCUGGAAGAAUCAGCCCUUAGAAGUCACUGAGAUCUGCGUCUGCCCUUCCCAAAGCCUCGAGCUUCCAUUCUGUCUCUGAUAGGAGUCACAGUCUAUUGGGGGACUGCUGUGUGAAGGUGACUUCGCUUUUGUGGGAGGGAAGAGCCAGUUUCUGCUCAAGGCUUCUGAACUCGACAUUCACACUUCUUGCUCCUGUAAACCAUUUUCUGUGGUGGCAUCAGCUGGUUUGGUCUCUGAGUCAGUCUGUGGUGACUCAGGACUCAAGGGCUGGGGCUUAGCCUCUCCGGGCCUGGCCUCGGCCUGAAAAGUGCUUAAGAAGACCUUGUUAGUUCUCCGGGAGGAAGAGUUCCGCCGGGAGGCUAGGAAGAUGAGGGGACUGCGGACUGAGCUGGUGCUGGCCUUGGCGGAGCUGAAGUGGGCACGCAGGCGUUUCUCCUGGUUGGCGUGCUGCAGAGUCAGCCGGCAGCAGAGCACCUGCCAGAACACCUUCCGGAACUGCUGAGAGGACACGUUGUAGAGGAGAGGGUUGACCACGGAGCUGAGGUAGAAGAAGGUGUUGGAGAAGGGGAGAAGGAUCAUGUAGGCCCUGAAGUACGGCUUGGUCCAUUCAUCCUUGGGUCUGGCUGCAGCCAUGAUCCGCCGCACCUGAUUUGGCAUCCAGCACACGGCCAGUGUCACCACGAUCAGUCCUGGGCAGGCAAGAACAGGAGAGAAAAAGAGAUGGGGGAGAAAAACAGCAUGAGAACAAAAAUAAAUAAAUAAAACCCAUAAAAUAUUCAGCCCUUGGUUCUGUUGCUUACUGGCCAGGAAACGGUACCAAUUUUUCAGUGCUGUGCUUGACGGCUUCUUUUUGCCACCGGCAAAGGAGAAUUUAAUGCUGCUUCAAGCUCAGGGGACUUGGCUAUGUUAAAGAGCGCUAAAUGCUUUCGACAGUGUAUUUAUACCUGUGGAUGCCCGUUAAUUUUCAAAAUGUUUUCAUUGUUGCGCGUGUAUCCAGAAAAUAUCUCAUGUUGGCCAUAAA